UGCUUUGGCGGGAGAGUUGGGCGCCCGCCUGCGAUCAGGCUGUGGGAGUUUGGGUUCACAGUCUCACCGCUCUCUGUAAACUGCUCGAUGUUCUGCGAGAAAGCCGUAGAACUGAUCCAGGAGCUGCAGCGAGCGGCCGAUGGACAACUCCCCGCUUUCAACGAGGAUGGCAUCAGAGAAGUCCUUGAAGAGAUGAAGGCAUUGUACGAACAGAACCAAAGUGAUGUAAAUGAGGCUAAAUCUGAAGAAAGAACAGACUUAAUCCCAACAAUCAAGUUUCGUCACUGCUGUUUACUAAGGAAUAAGCGCUGCAUUUUAGCAUACCUAUACGACCGUUUGUUGCGGAUUCGAUCUUUGAGGUGGGAAUAUGGAAGUGUUCUGCCAUCAGAAAUCCGAUUCCAUUUUGCUCCUGAAGAGACAGAGUGGUUCAACCACUACAAAAAGUCACUCGCCACUUACAUGAGAACCAUUGGUGGAGAUGAAGGGCUGGACAUAACUCAAGAUAUGAAACCUCCAAAAAGUCUGUUUAUUGAGGUGCGGUGUUUGAAAGAUUACGGUGAAUUUGAGAUAGAUGAUGGUACGACAGUCCUCCUGAAAAAAAACAGCCAACAUUUUAUGCCCAGGUGGAAGUGUGAACAGUUAAUUCGUCAUGGAAUUCUGGAACAUGUGUUAUCCUGAGAAUAGCAACUCAAUGUUACAGCCAGUAGCUUACUCUUGUUUUGGCAUGUAUUACCUGCAUCUUAUUAAAAUAUUCAACUGAGUAAAACCCUUUAAUUUGACAGCUAAUAAAUUAGUCACUGCUUAUUAAGCUAAGUUAAAAAUACCACUAUUUCCAAGAGGGUUGUACUUGCACAGAAGCCUAAAAAUUGGCUAAAACCUUUCUUCCCUCUCACAGCACAUCCUUGCAAGGAAAGUAUGUGCAGGAGGGGGAGGAAUUCUCUUAAUU
Hypanus sabinus (Atlantic stingray) is the source of this 946-nucleotide messenger RNA. RefSeq names its product GINS complex subunit 1 (Psf1 homolog) (gene gins1). NCBI's taxonomy places the organism in Eukaryota, Metazoa, Chordata, Chondrichthyes, Myliobatiformes, Dasyatidae. The transcript has 7 exons. Gene Ontology annotation, cellular component: GINS complex. The record is from RefSeq and is a predicted model, not a curated record. The coding region runs from base 88 to 678 and encodes 196 amino acids. Gene Ontology annotation, biological process: DNA strand elongation involved in mitotic DNA replication; DNA replication.